Messenger RNA from Oncorhynchus nerka (sockeye salmon), 2115 nucleotides. RefSeq names its product D(4) dopamine receptor-like. Lineage: Eukaryota; Metazoa; Chordata; Actinopteri; Salmoniformes; Salmonidae. Gene Ontology annotation, cellular component: plasma membrane. The transcript has 6 exons. The record is from RefSeq and is a predicted model, not a curated record. Gene Ontology annotation, biological process: negative regulation of voltage-gated calcium channel activity; negative regulation of cytosolic calcium ion concentration; regulation of dopamine secretion. Gene Ontology annotation, molecular function: G protein-coupled receptor activity; dopamine neurotransmitter receptor activity, coupled via Gi/Go. Bases 728 to 2035 code for a protein of 435 amino acids.
ACAAAAGUGAGGACGAAAAAAAGAAAGAGAGAGAGAGAGAGAGAGAGAGAGAAAAUAGAGAGAGACAGAGAGGGUGAGACAGAGAUACAUUUAGAGAGUGAGAGGAGAGAGUUUGUGAGUUCUAGCACACUCUCUGUGGCUGAGUCGUUGAAGAGGGAGACGAUGUGGGCUCAGUCACGUUGUGUCAUAUCAUAAAUGUGAAGGCAGGGGACAAGUUUCUGACAACUCAGUCAUGGAAUUUCCCUUCAGACAGAUGGCUCAUCAAUAGUAAAACUCUGCACAGUUGCAGCGCAGGAGGAGAUGGACUAGUGUGAGUGUGCGGCGGAGCGAGGGUGAAAACAGCUGUUGACGGACAGUUUUGUGGAGCUGAGAGAAGGAAAGCAGCGGAGCAGACAACAUCAGGGCUGACUGAGACAGUUUGGACUGGGAACCUCGGAGUGACAGGGGUAACAGGAUUGAUAGACUUCAUGGGGUCAAAGGCUUGAUGUUGAUGUGUGAUCUGUGAUGUCACUCAGGGAGAUGAGCAUGACUGAAGAGUCAUCUCUAUAAAACAUGGCUGUCACGGGUCUCAGCGAGGGGAAGCAGUUGGCUGACACACACACGCUAAACACACUGCGUCUAGAACCAGUGGUCAGGACACACAUCACGCUCUGCGCAUCUCCCGGCCUCACUUCAUGAAGAUGUUAACUUCAGAGCGACAGUGCAGCCCGGGGCCUCCAUAAUCGACAUGGUCAACGUGACGACGUCACCCAGCAGCAAUGCCACCCCAGAGGGUCUGACUGAGGGGGGGCUGGUGGUCCUGGGCCAGAGGGAAGAGUAUGAUUACAAUUACUUUGCCCUGGUGCUGGGCGUGCCCCUCAUCCUGAUCAUCAUCCUGGGCAACGUACUUGUGUGUCUGAGCGUGCUCACUGAGCGCUCCCUGAAGACGGCCACCAACUACUUCAUCAUCAGCCUGUCUGUGGCCGACCUACUGCUGGCUGUACUGGUGCUGCCCCUCUACGUCUACUCUGAGUUCCUGGGUGGUAUCUGGACCCUGAGCACAUACAUCUGUGAUGCUCUGAUGACCAUGGACGUCAUGUUGUGCACUGCCUCCAUCCUCAACCUAUGUGCCAUCAGUGUGGACAGGUACAUAGCAGUGGUGGUGCCCCUGAAGUACAACAGGAACCAGUUCAGCCUGCGGCAGCUGGUCCUCAUUACGGCCACCUGGGUUCUCUCCCUGGGCGUCGCCAGUCCUGUCAUCUUCGGCCUCAACCAGGUGCCGGGCCGCGACCCCACCGUGUGCAAGCUGGAGAACGACAGCUUCGUGGUCUACUCCUCAGUGUGCUCCUUCUUUGUGCCUUGCCCAGUCAUGCUCUUCCUGUACUACUGGAUGUUCCGGGGGUUGAGACGCUGGAGCUCAGGCAGGAGGCGCUCCCAGCUGACGAGGGGAGGAAAACGGGGCCUGUCCCUGCGCCUCAGCUCCGCCCUGCAGAGGGAGAACACAGGGGUCAGGGCGGGGGCCAAGGAGAAGGUGGUGUACCUCAUGCCCUCAGGGCUCAGCCCAAUGUCACCGUCGUCCGUAUCAAUGGCGUCGCCCACAGCGACCCCGGGGGUGGAGGACAAGCAGCAGGAUGGUGUGGGGGCUGGCAUGGCGGAGAGCGACCCCAUGACUACCCAGAUAGAAAGCGUUUCGGACGCGGACCCCACGGAGAAGCUGCCUAGGCAGGGGAGGAGCCGGAAGGAGAAUGGGCUGGCCCACGCUAAGGCCACCAAGAGGGGGCGCCGCAACAGCAAGAGUAGCAGAGUGAGUGGGAGGGAGCGAAAAGCCAUGAAGGUCCUUCCUGUUGUAGUUGGUGUGUUCCUAGCCUGUUGGACACCUUUCUUUGUGGUACAUGUGACCAACGUGCUGUGCGUGUCCUGCAAAAUCAGCCCUACUCUGAUCUCCGUGGUAACGUGGCUGGGCUACGUCAACAGUGCUGUCAACCCCAUCAUCUACACUGCCUUCAACGCAGAGUUCCGAAAUGUCUUUCACAAACUUUUCUGCUGUCGAGCAUGAGGCCUGAGUUCUGGAACCUAUUUGACAAACUAUUCAUUGAGAUAGAAGAACAACUUUCUUUAAGGUUCAAUCUGAGACCU